Molecule: messenger RNA, 2149 nt
Organism: Owenia fusiformis
Lineage: Eukaryota; Metazoa; Annelida; Polychaeta; Sabellida; Oweniidae
Source: the annotation of a GenBank genome assembly
UGGACACUAUAUACUUUAUAAAAGAACACAACAACUGCGUAAUAUGGAACUCUACAAACAUGUUGAUUUCUAGAUUAUUCAAUGCAGAGAACACAUACAGACAAUGUUUUUGUUUGAAUGGACUGUGUAAUGCAUGAAAAGGGAGUCAUUUCUAUACACAAUUCAUUACUCAGUGGACAUUUUCGAUGAUUUGGAAUGACAUCGGCGGUAUAUGGAUAGAUAUGGCUUUUCCCAGGUAACAACGCUGUAACAAUUGGAAUAUUAUCAACAUGAUGGCAGUGAUACGGAAGUUCAAGUUACACACAAUGUUAUUUGCUGUGAUAUCCAUGUGGAUUUUGGGAUACUUACUUUUCAUGUACCAUUGUAAUACGACUGUGAAUCCUCAUGAUACGUCUUCCAACGAUAAUCCAAACCAUGACUUGAUCAGUAAUAAUUUGGUAAAGAAUGAACUUUUAGAUCUCACAAGACAGAACACUCAUUUGAGAAAAACAAUUGACUCUUUGAAUCACAAUAUCCAGGAGAUGAAUGAAACUAUAGAAUCAUACAAGAUUAAACAUCGGGGUGGUAUGGAUCUGAUUGCACACAGAGGAAAUUUGAGCAACUACAAAGUUGACCAAAACUUUGAGUCUUUAACAAGAAGAUACAAAGGAGGCAUCCACCAACUGUGGCAGUAUCUUAAAUCAGAACUUCCGUUAUUUAAAAGCAAAUUUGAAGGUGAUAACAAGGAUAUCAAAGAUACCAUUAAAGCAAUUGAAGACCGGUACAUGGCGAUAAUAGCUGCACAAAAACUUGCAAACAAAGCAGAUGGUUUAGAUGAACUAAGGCGCAAUGAAAGUGAAUCUCUAAAGUUAUUGAUUCGGAAAAGGUUGCUCCACAUUCAGAAUCCACCGGAGUGCACGACAGCAAGAAAGUUGAUAUGUUCUUUGAGACAUAAAUAUUGUGGAUUUGGGUGUCAGAUUCACCAUAUCACAUAUUGCUUUAUAAUGGCGUAUGCCUCUAAGAGAACAUUGAUCUUAGAUGAUUCACUGUGGUCUUACUCCAAUAAAACACAUGGAGCUUGGGAGAGAAUGUUCCUUCCAUUAUCAACAUGUAACAUGACAAAUUCAGCAAUACCUCCAGUCAAUGUGUCAUUAUCUCCACGUGAUGUACCAAAAUCAAAAUGUGAUAGAUAUGGACUGGACGAUUUCUUAGUAAAUUGCAGGAAUGAGCAGACUGUAUAUUGCCCAGUUAUUGAGAAGAUGAAGAGUUGGAAGCCAAAACAGCUCCCCUACGCCGUACCCGAGGAUAUUGCUGAGAGACUUGGCCAUCUUCAUGGUAACCCGAUUGUUUGGUGGAUCGGUCAAUUCGUGACAUACAUUAUGAGGCCAAGUCCUCGACUGAACUAUUACAUAGAGGAAUCUUAUUACCGCUUAGGCUUUGACUUAAAGGCGCCUGUUAUUGGUAUGCAUAUUCGUCGUGGUGAUAAAAUUCAGUCUGAAGCCAAGCUUCAUGAAUUGGAGGAAUACAUGCAGCAUGCUGAUGAAUUCUAUAAACUGUAUGAAACCAUGGAAAAUAGACCAAUUCCUAGACAUAUAUACCUUGCUACUGACGGUGUUAAUGUUUAUAAAGAUGCUGUUAGUAAAUACAGCCAGUACACAUUCAUGGCGGAUGAGAAUCAGGAUGAUUGUAGGAAAUGCUUCAAGCAAGAUAACGAAGUUGGCCUACAAGCAAUUGCAAUAGAUGUUUUUCUUCUCUCCAAAACAAACUUUCUUAUCUGUACCUUCUCUUCUCAGGUGUGUCGAUUAGCUUAUGAAUUGAUGCAGGGAUUACAUCCAGAUGCGCAUGAUUAUUACGUAUCGUUAGAUGAUGCGUACUAUUUUGGUGGUGCUUUGCCUGGUGAAGAUGCCAUUGCUAUUUAUGAACACCAUCCACCUCAGUCACAAUGGAAAGAAAUCAAUCUGAACCCUGGAGACAAAGUGACAAUCAUCGGACACCAAUGGAAUGGUUAUUCAUACGGCACUAACCAAGAUACAAGAGAAAGGGGACUUUUCCCAACUUAUAAAGUUGAUGUCAGGAUAACAGUCGCUAAAUUUCCCACAUAUCCAUUUAUUCAAACCUGAUUUAGCACUUACCUCAUCCAGUUAAUCAUGUCGCAGAGUAUAUUUCUUUU